Molecule: messenger RNA, 2248 nt
Organism: Plodia interpunctella (Indianmeal moth)
Lineage: Eukaryota; Metazoa; Arthropoda; Insecta; Lepidoptera; Pyralidae
Product: dipeptidase 1-like
Exons: 13
Coding region: 76-1395 (439 amino acids)
Biological process (GO): proteolysis
Molecular function (GO): metallodipeptidase activity
Source: RefSeq, a predicted model, not a curated record
CAAUCCGCGAGCCCGCCGAAACGGCCAUUUGACAGCUUCAGUAUCCGCGCGCAACCGGUGUGUGCAAACGUCCACAUGAUUCCCGCGCCGCGCCGCCGCGUCCGUGCGAACGAGCCAGGUCGAAUCGACAGGAGACGCGUGAGAAUAAUAAGCUUUUUAUUCAAUAUGAGAGUGGGCGUGGCCUGCGAGCGGCGCGCUGUGGCGUGCCUGCUGCUUACCAUCAUGGCUGUGGUCGCCGCCGCCUCCUACGACCGCGAGAGGCUUGAGAUUGCCAAGCAGAUUCUGGAGGAAGUACCACUAACUGACGGUCACAACGACCUCCCUUGGAAUAUAAGGAAGUUCCUCCGCAAUCAGAUCAACGAGUUCGAGCUGGACACGGACCUGACGCUUGUGCAGCCCUGGUCUAUCUCCAAGUACUCUCACACUGAUAUCCCGAGGCUUAGGAAAGGCAUGGUCGGCGCACAGUUUUGGUCAGCGUUCGUGCCCUGCGCCACCCAGAAUAAGGAUGCUGUCCAACUGACCUUGGAACAAAUCGAUGUCAUACGCCGGCUAGUGGACAAGUACCCUCAGUAUCUGCAGCUGGCGACGUCUGUCACUGAUAUCCUGCAAGCGCACAGCGCUCGGCCACGCAAGAUCGCUUCCCUCAUCGGAAUCGAAGGAGGACAUUCCAUCGCCAACUCCUUGGGGAUACUCCGGAGCUACUACCAGCUCGGAGUGCGAUACAUGACCUUAACCCACACUUGCAACACCCCUUGGGCUGACUCCUCCAACGAAGCGCCGGUCGCGAACGGACUCACCGAAUUCGGAGAGAAAGUGGUGCGCGAGAUGAACCGCCUGGGCAUGCUGGUAGACCUGUCCCACGUGGGGGAGAACACCACCAGGGCAGCCAUCAGGAUCUCCAAGGCGCCCGUGAUCUUCAGUCAUUCUUCGGUCUACAGUCUCUGCGCCCAUAAACGUAAUGUGCCUGACGAUAUCAUCCAAUCUUUAAAAGAAAAUGGCGGCAUCAUUAUGGUGAACUUUUUCCCGGACUUCGUCAAGUGUGCUCCGAACGCAACCCUGUCGGAUGUCGCUGAACAUUUCCACUACAUAAAGAGGUUGAUCGGAGCGGACCACAUCGGCAUUGGCGGCGAUUUCGACGGGGUUAAUAGGGUACCGCGUGGUUUGGAAGACGUGUCGAAGUACCCCGAGCUGUUUGCCGAGCUCCUCCGGAGCGGACAGUGGAGCGUGCAGGAGCUGAAGAAUCUAGCUGGUCUGAACAUGCUGAGGGUCAUGAGGCAGGUCGAGAAGGUCCGCGACGAGAUGCGCACCAAUGGAGUGGAACCCGAGGAACACCCCGACUCCCCGACCGACAACGGCAACUGUACCAGCAACGCGUUCUACACUGAAUACGUGUAAAUGCUACAUACAUUUGGUAAGCCGAGAUGUGCAGCUUUCAGCGCGCAGAUUAAUUGUAUUAAAUUUGAUGUGUUUUAAAUAAUAACCCGUUACCCCAUGCUUACUUCCCAAAUUGAGACGACUCAGCCCGUGGAAAUUCACUAUACAACGUCUGAAAUGACAAGUCAAUAUCGGACUUAGACCUAUAAUAACCUAUCUGUCCUUGUCAUUCGCGGUUCUUUAUGUUUUUGAACAAAUUAAUUGUAAAAAUAACAGGGGCAUUACUUAUCACGUAAUUUCAUACAGUGGAAUUAUAUCUAUUGCAGAGAUUCGGCUUCUUUCAAGAGCUCUCCCAUACUUAGGUGGUUCUAACUAGUAUUAGCAUACUCAUAUACCUCAGUCAAAAUCACCUUUAAAUUUGCCAGGUUUAAUAAUAUGGUAUAAUAAUUGUUACAAGUUAAGCAAGCAUACAUGAAAAUCUUGCAGUAUCGCCACGUCUCGUUAUAGUCCCAUAUUAGACAUGAUGAAGAGGAAAAUGACAAGGGAAGGUCAGUGUUCGAUUUUCACAUCUAAUUUAACUUUGACUAUAUACUGUCAACUCACGUACACUACGGUUUAAUACAUGACUUUUGUAUGUGGAUUUCUUAUGACUGGGGACGUCUAUAAUAUAAAUAUAAAACUUAUGCAAAUCAAAGUACAUAUUGUACCAACCUUGAUAAUAUAUAGAUAAUAAUAGAGAAAUUUUUUCACUGCACAAUUUUUGACAAAUAUUCAGUAUGUUCAUUACAAAAUAAAACAAUUUUCGAAUAAGAUUUACAUUAAAAAUAAACAUAAAGUUUGGAAUUUUCCUAGAAAUCCGAGCAGCCAAUUUAUA